Molecule: messenger RNA, 672 nt
Organism: Lottia gigantea (owl limpet)
Lineage: Eukaryota; Metazoa; Mollusca; Gastropoda; Lottiidae
Exons: 6
Biological process (GO): protein dephosphorylation
Molecular function (GO): protein tyrosine phosphatase activity
Source: RefSeq, a predicted model, not a curated record
GACCACACAAGAGUUAAAAUGGAAAAAAUUGCCGGUGAUCCACAUUCAGAUUUUAUUAACGCCAACUAUAUAAAUGGUUAUAGCAAGAAGAAAGCAUAUAUAGCUGCUCAAGGAGCUACAGCUGUAACUAAAAACGAUUUUGUACGAAUGAUCUGGGGUCAGAAAUGCGAUAAAGUGAUUAUGUUAACAAAUUUGUUUGAAAUGGGCAAGCAUAAAUGUGAGAAAUACUGGCCAGAAGAUAAAUCAGAAAUGUUCGGAGAUUUGUAUCUUACAGUUGAAGACGAAUCAGUCAGAGCAAAUUACACAAUUCGUACUAUUAGUAUUUCAAAAAUCAAGUUGCAUGUUCAAUCAUCAAAAAUAAAUUUUCAGGAUACGUCUAAACAUAGAUUUUAUCAAUACCAUUACACCAGCUGGCCCGACCACGAUGUUCCUGAAGUCAACGAUUUAUUAGAUUUUCUUUACACUGUCAAUAAACGACCACCACAUUCUGAUAGACCUAAUAUUAUCCACUGUAGUGCUGGAGUAGGAAGAACUGGUACUUAUAUAGCAGUAGAUAUUUGUCUACAAGACUGCAAGAAAACCGGGAACGUCGAUGUUAUAAAAUGCAUUAAAGAAUUAAGAGAUCAGCGGAAAGGAAUGGUCCAGACUUCUGUGAGUUUUCUCAGUUUUUAG